Molecule: messenger RNA, 1203 nt
Organism: Adineta ricciae
Lineage: Eukaryota; Metazoa; Rotifera; Eurotatoria; Adinetida; Adinetidae
Source: the annotation of a GenBank genome assembly
AUGAAUUACUUGCUAGAUGCUUUUAACAUGGCUUUGUUUAAAGAUGGUGAUCAUGCUGUUUUGACAUGUCAUGAUCGAACGAAAAUAGUGCAGAUUCGCAAAGAACGUCCGAUAUUUAUCGAUAAAAACAAAAUCUUUCUCACCCAUUUGAUUGAUGAAUGCGAUGGAACUUAUUUCGAACUGAAGGAUCGAUAUUUGAGUAAAAUCAAGACCGAUCAAGCUAAAAAUCUCAUUCAGACAGAAGAAACAUCUUCGGAUGCUGCUGGGCAAGACAAUCGAGAUUUAUGUGAUGAGGGAACUGUCAACCAAACACUACAACAUGAUGAAAUCGAGCAAAUGAAAUCCGAAGGUGCAUCGGGUCAAACAAUUAUUUCUCAAUUAGUAUCGAAAAGUGCAACAUUCGAAAAAAAGACUGUCUAUUCCCAACAGAAAUAUUUAAACAAGAAAAAGAAGAAAUACAUUCAAAUCUAUCAAGCAUGGAAGCCAAGUAUCCGUCUCCUAUGUCAAGCGUACACGCAUGAUUUACAAAAAAUCAUGUAUUUACGACGUGACACUUUAGCCAUGCUUUUGUCAUUAUCAAACAUUACUCAUGAUUCGAAUGUGGCAAUAGUCGAGUCAUGUCAAGGUUUGAUUUUAGCAUCUGUAAUUCAACGUUGUGCAGGAGGUAAUGGAUUGAUAUUCAAUUUGACGCCAGCCGGAGAACAUAAUUCCACUGCUCCUUGUUGUGAUUUUAUGGACUUUUCCGAAGAGUAUACUUCGAAUGUUUACAACAUUCCUAUUGAAAACAUUGGCGAUGUCAAUGCGGUUGAACGUGCUAAUCAAGUGAAACCAUCGAAAGAAGAGCCAAGUGAAAAGAUGUUACAAGCACAAGCACGUCGGCAACGUCGUCUUGAUGGUUUACAACUAUUCGAAAAAACAAAAAUGAAUAGUUUAAUCAUAGCAAGUAAAUAUGAUUCACUAUCAAUAUUACAACAUGUAAUUGAUUAUAUGGCAUUGUGUUCACAUUUUGUGGUCUAUUCUCAAUCUGUCCAAAGUUUGUUAGAAUGCUAUCAAUACUUGAAAAAACGUGGCGGAACGAUCCACGUUGAAGUGGCUGAUUCAUGGUUACGAGAAUAUCAAAUUCUCGAUGAACGAACACAUCCAUUCAUUCGUAUGUCUGGUGCAAGUGGUUAUUUGCUCAGUGGGAUGAUUGUUGAAUCCUAA